GCAUGAGGUCCAGGCCAAGAGGGUACGGGGGACACGGCAGGGACAGCAGCAGAGCCGGGUGGGGAGAGCAGAUACUGGGGCUCAGUGCACAAAAAGGGGAGGAGAGACACAGGAGUCUGGGGUGCAGAAGAGAGACCUGGAGACCCUGUCCUCCAGCAGGCAGAGCUGCAGGAGAUAGAGCUCCCUUUGGCACCUCUGGCCUCCCUGGCUAAGGGUGAGGAGGGGCAGCUCUGGGGGAGCCCCAGCCACUCCCUUCAGACCCCUGAGAGGAGGAGAGGAGCAGAGGACAUGGAGCCUGGGCCUGAGGAGAAGGCCCGGGAGCAGUGGGACCACCCCCUGCAGUUCGUGUUUGCCUGCAUCUCCUACGCUGUGGGUCUGGGCAACGUGUGGCGCUUCCCCUACCUGUGCCAGAUGUAUGGUGGCGGUAGCUUCCUGGUCCCCUACCUCAUCAUGCUCAUUGUGGAAGGAAUGCCACUCUUGUACCUGGAGCUGGCAGUGGGGCAGCGCAUGCGGCAGGGCAGCAUUGGUGCCUGGAGGACCAUCAGUCCCUACCUUGGAGGUGUUGGCGUGGCCAGCGUUGUGGUGUCUUUCUUCCUGGGCAUGUACUACAAUGUGGUCAACACCUGGGGCUUCUGGUACCUCUUCCACUCCUUCCAGGACCCCCUGCCAUGGUCUGUCUGCCCCCUGAAUGGAAACCGCACAGGCUACGAUGAGGAGUGUGAGAAGGCCUCGUCCACACAGUACUUCUGGUACCGGAAGACCCUCAACAUCUCACCGUCCAUCCAGGAGAGUGGGGCUGUGCAGUGGGAGCCGGCGCUGUGCCUGGUCCUGGCCUGGAUGAUGGUGUACCUGUGCAUCCUGCGGGGCCCCGAGACCACGGGCAAGGUGGCAUAUAUCACUGCACUGGUGCCUUAUGGUGUGCUCAUCAUCUACCUGGUCAGAGGCCUCACUCUGCAUGGAGCCACCAAUGGUCUGCUGUACAUGUUUACUCCCAAGGUUGAGGAGCUGGCCAACCCCAGGGCCUGGAUCAAUGCAGCUACACAAGUUUUCUUCUCUCUCGGCCUGGGCUUUGGCAGCCUGAUCGCUUUAGCCAGCUACAAUGAGCCCUCCAACAACUGCCAGAGGCACACCAUCGUCGUGUCCCUCAUCAACAGUGCCACCUCCAUAUUCGCCAGCGUGGUGACCUUCUCCAUCUAUGGCUUCAAGGCCACCUUCAACUAUGAAGACUGUUUGAACAAGGUGAUUCUGCUGCUGACCAAUUCUUUUGACCUUGAAGAUGGCUUUCUGACAGCCAGCAACCUGGAGCAGGUGAAGGGCUACCUGGCUUCCACCUACCCGAGCAAGUACAGCGAGGUCUUCCCGCUCCUGGAAAACUGCAGCUUGGAGUCGGAGCUGGACACGGCUGUCCAGGGCACAGGCCUGGCCUUCAUCGUCUAUACCGAGGCCAUCAAGAGCAUGGAUGUGUCACAGCUGUGGUCGGUGCUCUACUUCUUCAUGCUGCUGUUGCUGGGCGUUGGGAGCAUGCUGGGCAACAUGAUGGGCAUCCUCACCCCUCUGACUGACAGCGAGGUCAUCUCCAGCCACCUGCCUAAGGAGGCCAUCUCAGGUCUGCUGUGCCUUGUCAACUGCGCCAUCGGCCUGCUCUUCACCAUGGAGGCUGGGAGCUACUGGUUCGACAUCUUUAAUGACUACGCGGCCACGCUGUCCUUGCUGCUCAUCGUGCUGGUGGAGGCCAUCGCCGUGUGCUACGUGUACGGGCUGAGGAGAUUUGGAGCCGAGCUCGAGGCCAUGACUGGCCGUGCCCUCAACUGGUACUGGAAGGUCAUGUGGGCGUUCGUGAGCCCGCUGCUCAUCAUCAGCCUCUUCCUCUUCUAUCUGGCUGACUACAUCCUGUCGGGGACCCUGCAGUACCAAGCCUGGGAUGCCACUCAGGGCCAGCUGGUGACCAAGGACUACCCUGCAUAUGCCCUGGCCAUCAUUGGGCUACUUGUGGCCUCCUCCACCAUGUGCAUCCCCCUGGUGGCCCUGGGGACUUUUGUCAUGCAUCAGUGUACAAAAGGAGAUGGGGCCUCCAAGGCCUGAGAACUGGGGCCCCCAAACCCUGUGGUCCCCACAGCCUCUGGGCAGGGACUGCUUCUUAAAUUAUUUAAGCCCAAAGUACUGCUCCUCUCUGCUUCUGGGAAGAAUCAGGACAAACUACUCUGAGCUGAGACAACACACAUCUCUGGACUGCUUUCCUUUCCCAUUUGUUUUUGUGGCUAUAGUUCAAUAUGGCUACGGUUAUUUGUGAUCACUUUAAAAGACCUACACAGCACCAUUAGGGGAAUGGAGUAUUCUAGAUCUGGUCUCAGAUGUGCUCACCUCUUCCAGUUCACGCUUUCUUGUAUUCUUCUGAUGCUACCUGCUGUCCAUGGGCUUCCUUUAAGUGGUCAGAUGCUGUCAGAAGCCGUGGCAGGAAGGUUCUCGUCAGGCCUCACGGCCAUGCGCACCUUCUGCAUCUACCUACCUCUUCCUUUCUGAGUGCGGCUGUGCUUGGGACAGCAUUCUUCUUGAAACAAGGACCUACAAGUGGGAGAGCAAAACCACAUACAAAGGGAACCUCAGAGGUAAGAGACAAAGUCUCAGAGUAUAACACAGAUGUCCUAGGAAAACACCAAGAUUAGACCUCUUUUCCAUAAAUGAACCCAAAAGAAAACAAGACAAUUACAAACAGGGAGAAGACAUUUGUGGUACAAAUACCAGUGAGAUUUGGUCUCCAGAAUAUAAAGAAUUUCAACAAACCUUUGAUAAGGACAUUCAAACAAGCAGGUAGGCACGAGACCCCAUCCGGAAAGGACACAGAGCCAGAAACAAAGCAAGACUACGGUGGGCCAGGGAUUUAGCUCAGCGAUAUGAACACCUGCCUUGCAAACAUGCAGUCAUGAGUUCACUCCCUGGUACCAAAAAAAAAAAAAAAAAAAAAAAGACCAUGGAAGAUGAUAAACCUUGUUUGGGAUCAGAGAAAUGUCAGGAUGAGAACUUCAUUGGGUUAGAAAAGUUAGAUGCCUGUAAUGCCAGGCAUAGGCAAGAAUGUGGAACUGCCAGGAAAAUAGACGAUACAUUUGACUUGGGAAAUAAUUCUGUUACCCUGGGUAGUUUAGGCUCAGAAUUCCAUGAUUCAGGAUAUGCCAUGGGGAAACACUUUCCACAGAGCCUGGAGGCAAAUACAAUGUUCACCAUAAGACCAAGCGUAAGAGCAAAGAGUAAGAAAAACCAAAACAUACACUGCGACACCAGCAACACCAGCCAGAGUGAACUGUGAUGUGCCCAUCAGCACAGCUCAGGGAACAAGGGUGUUAUAAUAUUCAUUCUAUGCAAGUAACGGUAUCAGGAACAGGCUCCCGGCCUAGCCUUUCAGUGAGGGACUUAGAAACUGCUGGCUUUAAAGGCAGGCUGGAGGGAACACACAGGAUGAGGCCAGUUUCUUAACUUUCAAAACGAGUCACCCUGGGCAGUCACCCUCCUACAGGACACAGGACAAGAACUAACAGAAGGAAAUGCACAGAAAACUGGGGAAGGCAGCCAGGAGCUGAGCGGGGCCAAGGCGAAGCUCUCCUGGUUCUGAGCCAGCCCCAUCUCCCGCUCCUCCCAGUGUGGGCUUUGCUUCUUAGCUCUGUGUCUUCUCUCUUCCUGACUGUGUCACCACUUUCAAGGCGUCCCCCAAAGCCCCCUCACCUGCUCGUGUUCCUGCGUCUGUAUAUAAUCUGCUCCUGAAUGAGCUGGGCCCCACGACUUCCUUGCCUGCAGGAGUGACGGGAGACUAGAGAGGUAAAGCUGUGAGAGACCGUGAUUUCCACCUCGCUAGCAUACACUUCCUUAUGAGGGUGCUGCCAGCCAACGGCCAGCAGCCUCUGGGGAGCCAAAUCUUGUGGAUAAUCAGAGUGAUGAUGGAAGUGGAUUCUCUCUAGGUGAACCUUGAUUGCAGCUUUCGGGAGGUCCCAAAGCAGGGGACACAGAGCUAAACUAGGCCCAGAUUCCCGAUGCACAGGCUGGGGAUAUAGCUCAGCAGCAGAGUACCUGCUAGGCAAGCACAAGGUCGUGAGUUUGAUUCACAGUUCCAAAGAAAUAAAAAAUAAAAAAUUCCUGAUGCACAAGCAAUAAAUAUAAUGUGGGCUGUUAUAAGCCAAGUUCUGGGGUAACUUGUUACAUAGCACUCGCUAUCCAGUACACUGCUGUCAUUACAAACUGAUUCAUAUUCUUUUCUCUGCUUUUAUCUGCAACUAAAAAGUAACUACAAUGAUACACAGACUCUCUUAAGUGACCAUAGUUGGAAAAGAGAAUUUAGAAGCUACUGAUUUUGUUUACUUACAUUAUCUUACUUUUUCUACGAUCACGUAUUGCUUUAAGAUAAAGAAAAAAAUCGCCACAUUUCAAGAAAAAAAGUACAGUACAGAAAUGAUGCCACCAAUAAUUACAAAAGAAUACGACAUUUUAUUUUCACUUACGGAUGUACAGUACACGAAUUAAAUAAAAUCAUGACAGGGUUCUCAAAUCCUGACAGCUGCGACCUAACACAGCAAGAUCAGGCCACAGCCAGCAGGCAGCCGACUGCACCAGCAGCUCAGAUUUGGUCUGUGCUGCAGCUGAGCUGUGCAGCUCUGGCUGUGAAGCAUCUGGGGCACUAGGGUGUUACAUCACAGCAGAUAGGAGCUAAGGGCCACUGGUCUGUCUUUGGAGCAAAUGCUGCUUACUUACACAUUAAGAGCAGGUGGUUCUGGCCACUCACCCUGCUCUGGGUUUAAUG
Messenger RNA from Cavia porcellus (domestic guinea pig), 4783 nucleotides. RefSeq names its product solute carrier family 6 member 20 (gene Slc6a20). Gene Ontology annotation, cellular component: plasma membrane. NCBI's taxonomy places the organism in Eukaryota, Metazoa, Chordata, Mammalia, Rodentia, Caviidae. The coding region runs from base 289 to 2082 and encodes 597 amino acids. The record is from RefSeq and is a predicted model, not a curated record. Gene Ontology annotation, molecular function: L-proline transmembrane transporter activity. The transcript has 11 exons. Gene Ontology annotation, biological process: sodium ion transmembrane transport.